Penicillium cinerascens is the source of this 1158-nucleotide messenger RNA. Its product is annotated as putative di-, tri-valent inorganic cation transporter. The coding region runs from base 1 to 1158 and encodes 385 amino acids. The transcript is spliced from 9 exons. Gene Ontology annotation, molecular function: zinc ion transmembrane transporter activity. Gene Ontology annotation, cellular component: membrane. The record is from RefSeq and is a predicted model, not a curated record. Lineage: Eukaryota; Fungi; Ascomycota; Eurotiomycetes; Eurotiales; Aspergillaceae. Gene Ontology annotation, biological process: zinc ion transmembrane transport; intracellular zinc ion homeostasis.
AUGGUGUUUCGCAUCUCGCGCUCGACGCGCUUGUGCGUGGUGAUUGGUAUUUCGACAUGUUUCUUCCUAGGGGAGAUUUCGGUGGGGUUUUAUACCCAUUCGCUUGCACUGAUUGCGGACGCCUUUCACUACUUAAAUGACCUCGUGAGCUUUGUGAUUGCCUUGGUAGCCUUGAAGGUUUCGGAGGGUGAUGAAUCGCCUAAAGGCCUGUCUUUUGGAUGGCAAAGGGCUCAAUUGUUGGGUGCUUUCUUUAAUGGGGUGCUGCUUUUUGGGCUGGGGAUCAGUAUUCUGCUGCAGUCGGUUGAACGGUUUAUUUCGUUGCAUCGUAUUGAGGAUCCGAAGUUGGUCUUCAUUGUUGGGUGUAUCGGGCUGGGACUCAAUAUUAUCAGCGCAUUGUUUUUACACGAACAUGGGCACGAUCACGGUCACAGUCUCGGCUCUCUGACAAUCGAGGAUGGAGUGUCGCCCAUCAGUGAUGACGAUGACUCCAUUGCCAAACACCAAGAUCACAAGCAUGUGGGCUUUGAAAAAUCGCAUGGCUCCAUCUCUACACCCUGUCACGACCACGACCACGACCACGGUCAAGGUCACGGCCACGCUCAUAGCCACGGCCACGGCCACGGACAUGACCAUGGAGAUUUGGGCAUGAUGGGUGUCCUCCUGCACGUUCUGUGUGAUGCAGCCAACAAUCUCGGUGUCAUGACUGCCGCGCUGGUCAUCUGGCUGGCCAAGUACGAUGGCCGGUACUACGCCGACCCGGGAGUGAGUAUGGGCAUCGGCCUGAUGAUCAUCCUCUCUUCCAUUCCACUCGUACGGAGAUCCGGACAUAUCCUCCUAGAAAGCGCCCCAACCGGAGUCGACCCAAGCGACGUGCAGCACGAUCUGGAAAAGGUCCCCGGCGUUGACUCAAUCCACGAACUUCACAUCUGGCGCCUCAACCAACAAAAAACCCUCGCCUCCGUUCACGUCGUCGUCUCCGAACCGUCAGUCGAGAGUUUCCUCGAAACCGCCAGAACAAUUAACCAGUGUCUCCACGCAUACGGGAUCCACUCAGCAACCAUCCAACCAGAGGUCAGGUCCGAAACGGGGUCUCCAGGCGAGUUGCGGUGCCAGGUGGUAUGUGGAACACUGUGCGAGGCGCUGACCUGCUGUGGGUGA